Messenger RNA from Enterobius vermicularis (human pinworm), 873 nucleotides. The record is from the annotation of a GenBank genome assembly. Lineage: Eukaryota; Metazoa; Nematoda; Chromadorea; Rhabditida; Oxyuridae.
AUGGUUUCAGUGCUGAUCCAUCUAAAUAUGAUGAGUAAUGCAACAUAUCCGUACACAUUUUCGUUUGCACCACAACCGACUGCUUUUCCGUAUCCAUCAACUCAAUUUUUUUCCACUUAUGUACCACCACAAACGACUAUAUCGUCUGUUGCUGUAAAAACUGAUAGCCAUCGAACUUCCACUGGACGACGCGAAAGAACGACAUUUAGCCCUAAACAGCUGGAACAACUUGAAGCUUUAUUCAAACGAACUCGAUAUCCAGAUAUUGGACUUCGUGAAGAGAUUGCUAAAAAAAUAAAUUUACAGGAAAGUCGAGUUCAGGUUUGGUUUAAAAAUAGACGAGCAAAAAUGAGGCAACAAGAUAGACUGCGAAAAGAACUACAAGAAUUCUCUGCUGAUGAAACUUGCCGAGAUUUGACGGAUACACAAAAUUCAGAACUUCACCGACAAACACCACCACCAGCAGAACCAACGAGAGCACAGUUGUUGUCUACUGAGUCAACAUUUAGCCAAGAGGAGUUGAAAGAAAAGUUAGAGCAGAUAGAAACACAAGAAAACAAAAUCAAUAUUAUGACACCAACCGAUGAGGAACAAGUAUAUGGAACAAACGCCUGGGUUACGAUGCCUCCAACACUACCAGCACAGAUGCAGUAUCAGACUGGCGCUUACACUGGCGGCACGCCGAAUGCUGUAACCAAUGCGCCAUCCAAUUUCAACUUUAUGGCAAAUACUGCAGCUUCUGUUAGUUAUUAUGCCUAUACGCAUCCGGACUUCUAUAACUCGUACUACACAACUCCUGGCACCUAUCAGAAUCCUCAUUCUAGUGCAAUGUUUAGUGAUCUGCAGCGAUUAACAGCGCUACAAAAUAACUAG